AUGGAAGAUAUUCAGCACAAAACCAUCGGGUUGCGGCACAUGAGCAAAAAGGAAAGCGGUAAAAAAGGCACACAGCAUCCAAUUAAUUGCCAUGUCGUAUUGGCCACCUACCAGUGUUCAUAUAAAUCAUGUGCCCUGAGUACAUGACGGUAAUUGCGAAUGUAUGUCCAAAAAUAUUUAUUUUAUAUACACAGGAAUGUAAAGUGGAUCACCAAAAAAUAGUGCAGCACCUUGGCAGAAGAGGAUUUGCAACAAGGACGGCGAUGCAGAAAGGGAGAAGAAAAAUAAUGUGCAAAGGAGAGCCGGAACAGCAUGUAUGCUCGGCAUUUUUGUAUCUUGAGGGGAGCGCGGCUCGCCGAUUGGGGUUGGGUGCACGAGGGCAGCUUCUUUUGGUGGGCAUGGUUCAUUUACAUGACGCAGAAUUCGUUGUCAUCAGCGUCGAUGGCCUGGAUCUGUGCCCUCAGCGAGUUGUACACACGCUCAGGCUGCACUCUCCAGGGCCGGGGACCUGCAGUCAUCGGCUGAUGAGGGCAUUCGGUGUCCAGCUCCAUCUCAAACACGCCAUCGAAUUCAGGACAGUCCGCCUCCCAGUCCCCGUCAAGGGUCUUGUCGUCGACCUCGCUCUCACUGUCGCUGGCAAGCGAUAGUUUGCUUUGGUGGCUGUCAAUCAGCUUGACUUCCGAGAACGAGGGGAGAGCAAAUGUCGUCGACAGCAUCGACUGCUGCAUAAGCGACUCGUUGGCUGGCGACGGUGGCGGUGAGGGGAGAGCGAUAGCGGUAAUGUACGUCUGGCUCGAGAUCGAGGGCAGGCGACUGCGGAUGAGUGUGCGAGUGGACUUGCGAGGAGCCAGGUACAGAGGAGAGGUGUAUGUGUUCAUGGAGGAUAAGUAUUGAUAUAUACAGCCGCUAAAAGAGCUCGGCACAAUAAGACUGGGACUGAGGGGGUAAGGAAAGGAAGGAGAAAGCGAGAGCCAGGGGCAGGCUAAGGCCAGUUUAUAUAUCCGUGAUAAUGGAGCGCCUCUGCAGGCGAAAUAUG
Molecule: messenger RNA, 1036 nt
Organism: Linderina pennispora
Lineage: Eukaryota; Fungi; Kickxellomycota; Kickxellomycetes; Kickxellales; Kickxellaceae
Exons: 1
Coding region: 129-647 (172 amino acids)
Source: RefSeq, a predicted model, not a curated record